GCGCACCUCCCGGAAGUGGCCGGCCGCGAGCGAGAGCCCGGUCCUGCGCGGUCCCUGGCUGUUCUGAGAGGUAGUCUCCCGGCGGCAGGGUCCGGCUGGGAGAGAGCGUCCGGGCGGGGGCUGCACACUGACGAGCGCGGCGCGGAGCGAGACCUGGUGACGAUGGCGGGGCCGCUGGCGCUGCAGCUGGAACAGCUGUUGAACCCGCGCCCGCGCGAGGCAGAUCCUGAGGCCGACCCAGAGGAGGCCACUGCUGCCAGAGUGAUUGACAGGUUUGAUGAAGGGGAAGAUGGGGAAGGUCAUUUCCUGGCUGUGGGUAGCAUUAGAAAACUGGCAUCAGCCUCCCUCUUGGACACAGACAAAAGGUAUUCUGGCAAGGCUACCUCUAGAAAAGCUUGGAAGGAGGACCAUUGGGAGCAGACUCUGCCAGGUUCAUCUGACAAGGAGAUAUCUGAUGAGGGAGAGUCUAGAGAUGGAGAUUCAGACGGGCUGGGUCUGGAGGGAUCUGAUGAGGAUGUCAUGAGUGCUGCUGAGCAAGAGGAGUGUGAUAAUGACAAGGACAGUAAUCCGGCCUGGAAGAAGAGCCGAAGCCGCCCUGGAAAAACACCAGGUUUUAGUGUCCAGAGCAUCAGUGACUUUGAAAAAUUCACCGAGGGAAUGGAUGACCUUGGUAGCAGUGAGGAGGAGGAAGAUGAAGAGGAGGAGGAGAGUGGCAUGGAAGAAGGGGAUGGGGAGGAAGACUCCGAGGGUGAGAGUGAGGAAGACAGGGCUGAAGACAGGAAUAGUGAAGAUGACGGUGUAGUGAUGACCUUCUCCGGUGCCAGAGUUUCUGAGGAAGUGGAGAAAGGAAGAGCUGUGAAGAAUCAGAUAGCACUGUGGGACCAGCUCUUGGAAGGAAGGAUCAAGCUACAAAAAGCUCUGUUGACCACCAAUCAACUUCCUCAACCAGAUGUUUUCCCUAUUUUCAAGAACAAAGGUGGCCCAGAAUUUGCCAGCGCCCUAAAAAAUAGUCACAAGGCCCUUAAAGCAUUAUUGAGGUCAUUGGCAGAUCUUCAGGAAGAGUUACUUUUCCAGUACCCAGACACUAGAUAUUUAGUAGAUGGGACAAAGCCCAAAGCAGAAAGUGAGGAGAUUUCCAGUGAAGAUGAAGAGCUAGUAGAAGAGAAGAAGCAGCAGAGAAGGGCCCCAGCAAAGAGGAAGCUGGAAAUGGAGGACUAUCCCAGCUUCAUGGCAAAGCGUUUCUCUGACUUUACAGUCUACAGGAACCGCACACUUCAGCAGUGGCAUGAUAAAACCAAGCUGGCUUCUGGAAAACUGGGGAAGGGUUUUGGUGCCUUUGAACGCUCCAUCUUGACUCAGAUCGAUCAUAUUCUGAUGGACAAAGAAAGAUUACUUCGAAGGACACAGACCAAGCGCUCUGUCUACCGAGUUCUUGGCAAACCUGAACCGGCAACGCACCCUCUCCCAGAGAGUUUGCCAGGACAACCGGAGAUCCUUCCUCAAGCCCCUGCCAAUGCCCACCUGAAGGACUUGGAUGGUGAAAUCUUUGAUGAUGAUGACUUUUACCACCAGCUCCUUCGAGAACUCAUAGAACGGAAGACCAGCUCCUUGGAUCCCAAUGAUCAGGUGGCCAUGGGAAGGCAGUGGCUUGCGAUCCAGAAGUUACGAAGCAAAAUCCACAAGAAAGUAGAUAGGAAAGCCAGCAAAGGAAGGAAACUCCGGUUUCAUGUCCUCAGCAAGCUACUGAGCUUCAUGGCACCUAUUGACCAUACUACAAUGAAUGAUGAUGCCAGGGAGAGAGAGAGAGAGACAGCGAAAGAGGGAACACAAGCAAGGGGAGUGGGAGAGGAAGAAGCAGGCCUCCCGUGGAGCAGGGAGGCCGAUGUGGAGCUCCAUCCCAGGACCCUGGGAUCAUGACCUGAGCCAAAGGCAGAUGCUUAACAACUGAGCCACCUAGGCGCCCCUUGAUUCCAGUUUUAUCUUGACUUAUUGUAUAACAUUUUUGUAGCACAGGUAUUAUUUGCAAAGCCAUAUAAUGUCUUUUCCCAGUUGAUGUCAGCCUCUCCAAGCUAGAGAACUAAUGCAGGAGGACACCUGAGCAUGUUUUGCCCCCGCGCUCAUGCGGCAUGACCCAGAGGAGGCUUCCCUCUGUGGCUUCGUCUCCUUCUUGACAAAGCCAAAAUAGUCCUUGCUCAUGAGAGUCUUGAGAACGAAAUGUUCUUUUAAAUUUUUUGUUUCUGAGAAGGACUAUUUUAAAUGUAAUCUGUACAAUUACCUAAAUAAAGAAAAUGUAUGUUUUCAA
Molecule: messenger RNA, 2302 nt
Organism: Mirounga angustirostris (Northern elephant seal)
Lineage: Eukaryota; Metazoa; Chordata; Mammalia; Carnivora; Phocidae
Gene: AATF
Product: apoptosis antagonizing transcription factor
Exons: 12
Coding region: 163-1917 (584 amino acids)
Biological process (GO): regulation of transcription by RNA polymerase II
Cellular component (GO): nucleus; nucleolus
Source: RefSeq, a predicted model, not a curated record